UUCCUUCGAGCAGAAUUCUUUCCAGAAAGAUACAAGAAAUGGCAUCCGUCAACAAAUUCCCAAAAGCUCUAGUGCUGGCACUUGACUGGAUUCUGUACAGUGUUGGUGCUACAGACAACUGCCACGUCACUGUCACACAGCCCAGGUUUCAGGAAGCUGAACAGUCUGCGCACACUGCGCUCCUAACGUGUGCUUUCUCUGCCCAUGGAUGCUCCCCAUCUCAGCCUCAAGUUCUAUGGUUUCGCUUUUUCACUAACAGACAUGAGGAUCUGUGCACUCCCGAAUGCACGAAUCGUCAGAAGUUCCAAGUACUUGCAUCAUCACAGAAUAACUAUUCGCUUCAAAUCAACGACCUGACUGUAAACGACAGUGCUCUUUAUUUCUGUGGGAUAGCAUUUGCAGAUUCAGGCUCACCCCAUUCUAGGCAAACAGGAGAUGGAACAGUACUGACAAAAGGAGAGAGGCACAACACUGAAGAAUUCAACUCCAUGAUCAUCAUCUCAACGUUACUGCUUCUAUACAGCAUUACUGUAUUCACAAUCCUUACAGUCCACAAGAUAAAACAAAGGCUGCUAAACAGAAGUGGGAACGAAGGGCAGAGAACAGAGAACUGUAAAAUCAGUAGUGGCCGAAAAAUUUUUCGAGCAAUAGCCCAAGAACUUCAAAAGCAGCGAUAUGCUGAGCACUGCCACCAGCCCGUAAGUCCUUACCUAUAUGGGAAAAAGCAGACACACACAUACAGAUAAACUUCUGUAUUUAUAGACAUAUAUAAUACACAUGUGUGUGUGUAUAUAUAUAUAUAUAUAUGCACAUACAUGUACGUUUAACAACGAAGCCUCUGUAAGCUUGUAUUUUGCCAAGAAGUUGCUCCAGCGAGUUGUUCUGGACUUUGAUAAAAACAAAUUCAUUAGCGAUCAUUCUUGAAAAGAUUUCGUUUGCAGUUCCUCUUGUGCCCUCAGGCCAGGGUGGUUCAAUGACAGAACCGUAAGAAAAUUGUUUGAAAAACACUCUGUAAUAUUCUUACAGAUAUUUCCCCUCACUUCAACACGUAGCCUAAAUUAAGCAGUCAGUACCACUGGAUAAAGCCACACAACUUCAUCAGUCCAAAUUUCCAGCACUAAGUCUUGAAUGUCAAUAGGACAAAAAAGUUUUGCAUGUUGUCAAAGCUACAGAAGGCAACUUCAGAAGUCACAGUACUUGCCAGCAAAGAAAAUGGCUUCAAAGUGAUCCUUCAAAAAAUUCAGCUUCUCUUGAGAAACAUUAUAAAUUCUUCCCUAUUCUAAGCUUACACUGAACUACUUCAGAGAUGUGAUGCAAAAGAAAAAGGAAUAGAACAGCAAGUCAAGCCCUUCUCCUCUAAACAUUUUCACUUUACCUCUGUACCACCCUAAUUGAUUUCCUCUGUGACUAUCCCUUGAAAGACUUCAAGUCCCUGCUGACUUAAUCCUUGGUUUGAGUGUCAGAUAUGAACAUAGUGAAAAUAAAGGGUAUGUUUUAAUGCCUCUGUGCUCUCUGAAGAUUAAGAGAAGGCAAGAGGAAUAAGAAAUGUUUAGAAACCUGUAGGUACCAUACAGCCAGAUAGGUAACUUGAUAAAUAGGGAGGGAAGGUCUGCUGAAACAGUAAAGGGGUGGAAUUCACCUCGAAAAGGAAGUUCUGCAUUUUAAAAAAGCCAAAAACAUCUGCAUCAGUAAAUAAACACUUAUACAUUUUCCCUAGGAUCAUUUGGAGGAUGACACUGUUUAUCAGAACAGAUGAGCAUGUGCUGCACCUCCAAUUUGUUCGAUAUGUUUGAUGCAACUGAAGGGGCUGAUGAAGAAGUUAAGCUUUUUCACAGACUUACUUUCCUUUAAAACACAAGGAGAAAAAUGUACAGGGCAGUGUUCGUCGAGAGUGUUUUCUGAGCAGAUCAAAACCAACAUUGCUUCCCAUUCCACAAGAACAAAAACAGUGGGAGAAGACUUCAUCUUUUAGAAGAGAACUGCUAAUGCUUCAUAGAAACUUCCCCUUUCAAUUUAGAUUUAAUUUUAUGCAUUAUUACAUGAAUUUCAAUGCAUUUCUUGUAUGUGAAUUGUGCAUUUGUGUAAGAUAUACAUUAAUCAACAGCAACAAAAUAAACUCGUUAUGCAGUGACA
Molecule: messenger RNA, 2133 nt
Organism: Gallus gallus (chicken)
Lineage: Eukaryota; Metazoa; Chordata; Aves; Galliformes; Phasianidae
Gene: IGSF6
Product: immunoglobulin superfamily member 6
Exons: 5
Coding region: 39-746 (235 amino acids)
Source: RefSeq, a predicted model, not a curated record